AUGGAACAUAAGGCUUUGUGGGCUUUGAAAUUUUUAAACUUUGAUCCUCAUGAGACUCAAAGCAAACGUAGAAGUAAAUUGUUAGAGGUUGAAGAGAUGCGGUUACGUGCAUAUGACUCAUCCAGGAGUUAUAAAGAAAAGUUGAAACCAAAAUGGUCGGGACCUUUUGUGAUAAAGCAUGUAUAUCCGAAUGGAGCUGUGGAAUUGGAGAAUCCAAAUGAUGAUGGUCAGCAGCAGAGUUGGGUGGUAAAUAGUCAAAGGCUCAAACAUUAUUUGGGAGGAGAAGUGAAGCAAUUCUCCAUGGUGAUGAUGUUUGUGGAUCCAUGA
Vigna radiata var. radiata (mung bean) is the source of this 327-nucleotide messenger RNA. RefSeq lists its product as uncharacterized. The coding region runs from base 1 to 327 and encodes 108 amino acids. The record is from RefSeq and is a predicted model, not a curated record. The transcript is spliced from 2 exons. Lineage: Eukaryota; Viridiplantae; Streptophyta; Magnoliopsida; Fabales; Fabaceae.